Molecule: messenger RNA, 2712 nt
Organism: Culex quinquefasciatus (southern house mosquito)
Lineage: Eukaryota; Metazoa; Arthropoda; Insecta; Diptera; Culicidae
Exons: 2
Coding region: 1-2712 (903 amino acids)
Biological process (GO): DNA integration
Molecular function (GO): nucleic acid binding
Source: RefSeq, a predicted model, not a curated record
AUGUAUCAGCGCAUUAUCAGGCGUGAGUCCCCGACCGACGAGCUUCGCGAGUUCCAGUUAACGACCGUUACGUACGGUACCGCCUCGGCGCCCUACUUGGCAACAAGAUGCUUGCAGCAGUUGGCCGAGGAAGGCGAGGUUUCCCAUCCCACAGCAGCGAAGAUCUUGAAGAAGGACUUCUAUGUUGACGACAUGAUCACCGGAGCUCAGAACGAAGAAGAGGGCAAACUGUUGGUCAACGAGAUGAUCGAGUUGAUGAGUUCCGCUGGAAUGACGCUGCGCAAGUGGAACUCAAGCCACGAGAAGAUACUGGAAGGUCUACCAGAUCACCUGCGUGAUGUUCGAGAUGUUCUGGAACACCUCUUCCACUAUCACCAAACGAAUCGUUGCCUCGGAUGCGUCCUGCUUUUCGAUCCGCUUGGGCUCAUAAGUCCGGUCGUAGUCCAAGCAAAAAUAUUCAUGCAGACCUUGUGGAAAAACGGCUACACUUGGGACGAGCCACUGCCAGAGGAACUGCAGGAGUAUUGGCGCGAGUACAGAAGAAACCUCCUUGCAAUAGAAUCCCUUUCCGUUCCACGCUGGGUUGGCUACCUCAAGGAUUGCGUUGAAAUACAAUUGCACGGAUUUUGUGACGCCUCGGAAUUGGCGUACGGUGCUGCAUUAUACUUGCGAUGCACGCAUCGUGACCGAUCUGUGACCGUGCAUUUGGUAACGUCCAAAUCGAGAGUUGCUCCGUUGGAAGAUCUCUCGAAGAAGAACCGGAAGCAAUCCAUACCGCGCCUGGAGCUCACGUCGGCACUCUUGCUGAGUCAUCUGUUGGAAGCUUUCCGUGCGAGUGUUGACAUCCCGAUGAAGGUAUUCCUGUGGACCGAUUCCAUGAUCGUGCGAUGCUGGUUGGCGUCCAUUCCGUCGCGAUGGCAGACGUUCGUUGCGAAUAGAGUUUCGGAGAUACAGCAUCUGACCCGAGACUGCCAAUGGUGCCACAUCGCUGGUACCGAGAACCCCGCGGACAUCGUGUCCCGCGGAAUGAACCCUGCUCAGCUGUGUUACCAAACUCUAUGGUGGAAUGGUCCAUACUGGCUUCAGAUGUACCACGGUACCUGGGAAGAAGGCGCUCAGGUCGACGAAGAUCAAUUCGACGCAGAGGUGCUGGAAGUGAGAAAUGUUGCCGCGCUACCCGUUGCAGCGGCACAACCGAGCGACAUGUUCUCGAUCCAUUCGUCGCUCACCAAAACGGUUCGACUUGCUACCCUUUGUCGUCGUUACCGAUACAAUGCCCAAGCUGUGCACAGAACCUGUUGGAAAUUCGGACCAAUCACCAAGGAGGAGUUUGAGGAGAGCUACAAGCAGCUGAUCAUUCUCGCCCAGAAAGAAAGCUUUCCACAAGAACUGACGGAUCUCGAGAGAGGAAGAGAGGUAAAAGACUCGUCGGUGCUGCAUGCUUUGCAUCCGCAGCUGGUCGAUGGGAUAAUUCGGGUCGGCGGCCGGCUGAGAAACGCACCUGUGGCCGAGAGUAGAAAACAUCCGAUCAUACUCCACCAUCGCCAUCCGCUAUCCAAGCUAGUUCUGACGCAUUACCACGAGAAAUUCUACCACGCUGGCCAACAGUUGCUGGUCGCCAGUGUCAGAGGAGAGUUCUGGAUCACCUCGAUUCGCACCCUGGCGCGAAAGGUGAUAUUUGAAUGCGUAGACUGUUUCCGAGCAAAGCCCUCCGUUCUACAGCAGCUGAUGGCAGAUCUUCCUCUCGAGAGAGUCAACCCCGCACCCCCAUUCCUCAAGGUUGGAUUAGACUACUGUGGGCCGUUCCUGGUGACCUACCCGAACCGCCGCAGUAGUCCCAAGAAAUGCUUCGUAGCGGUGUUCGUUUGCCUCGUUACCAAAGCGGUUCAUUUAGAACUCGUGGCUGAUUUAACAACUGAAGCUUUCCUCGCCGCACUCAAACGCUUUGUGGCACGCCGUGGACGCCCGGAGGUCAUCAUGUGCGACAACGCGAAGAACUUUGUUGGGGCUAAGCGAGAGUUGAAAGAAUUGCUUCGCUUGUUCCUCGACCAGCAGUUCCAGUACACCGUGACUGCGCACGCCGUAAACGAGCGAAUUGACUUCAAGUUCAUUCCGGCCAGAUCUCCCAACUUUGGAGGCUUAUGGGAAGCUGCUGUAAAGUCGUUUAAAGGUGCCUUCAAGCGGACCAUCGGAACGAAAACUCUGCAGUACGACGAGAUGAUUACUGUGCUGACACAAGUCGAAGCCGUCUUGAACUCGAGACCACUCACCCCGAUAAGCAACGACCCUGGAGACUUCGAGGCCUUAACCCCAGGUCAUUUCCUCGUGCAACGGCCUCUGACAGCAAUCGCUGAACCGAACCUUGAGGCAGUGCCUACGAAUCGUCUUUCCGUUUGGCAGCGCGCCCAAAACUACGUGCAGAUGCUGUGGAAGAAAUGGACGUCACUCUACCUGUCCGAUUUGCACAACAGGACGAAAUGGACGAAGGCACGGGAUAACAUUGUAGUUGGAACAAUGGUUCUCUCCAAGGAUGAACGCCUGCCGCCACUGCGGUGGCCGCUUGGUCGCGUUACGAAGGUGUUCCGCGGACCAGACAACAACGUGCGAGUCGUGACUGUUCGCACACAGAACGGUGAAUACCUGCGAGCGAUUUCAAAGAUCUGCGUGCUCCCAAUCCGGGACAACGUAGAGCUUGCCAGCCAAGAGAACUAG